Messenger RNA from Misgurnus anguillicaudatus (oriental weatherfish), 6546 nucleotides. The record is from RefSeq and is a predicted model, not a curated record. NCBI's taxonomy places the organism in Eukaryota, Metazoa, Chordata, Actinopteri, Cypriniformes, Cobitidae.
CAGGCAGGGAGGGCUGAAUGAGGCUUGUGUGAGGUGCGUUUUACUUCAUUCGGCCAGUCAGCCGCGGUACUUUUUGCCGUCAAUUGUGGACUGACGUCUUGAAUUCGACAAGCUAAAUUCGUUGUUUUUUUUAAUCGUCCGAUCGGGACACACGCGACAAAGACGGAUGCGGGAUUCUUCGCGUGAGUCUGUAUGGAGAGACACUGCGUGGAUUUUAAACCGACAUGCUGGGUUAACGUUUGAGUGACCGUCCGGUAAAUUCCUGACAGGAGGGAAAUGAAUCGUUUCAGCGGCGCGCGGGAUUGAGCGCGUAACUGUUGCUGCAAACGUGUAACUGAGGGAAAAUGAAGGGAUAACUCAACUAAUUCGCGGGGGUUGGACGUAGGCAGUAAACGAAGAUGAAGAGGCGCUGGUGGCGAUCUGGCUGUCUGGGCUCUGUGAUUGGCCUCUUUGUUUUCUUCUCCCAAGUCUCGGCCCAAAACACUGAAGACUGGCACUAUGAGGAAUGCAAGUUGUCUCGGUCGGGUCCGCCUGCUACUAUCGUCACCAUUGAUGAGGAGAGUCCAAAUGGCACCGUUCUCGUGGAAAACAUGCAGAUCAACGGUCGAGCACAGGAUCCAGAUCGAACCAUCUCCUUGACACUGCUGAAUAACUAUGAUUACUGGGUUAUCCUUGACUCGGCAUUGCAGAGACUGUAUCUCAACAGCACCGGACGAGUACUCGACCGAGACCCACCAAGUUACAUCACCACCAUUGUCGUUCAGGUUCAAUGCACCAAUGAACUUGUGGGGACAGUUAUUCUGCAUGAGGUACGGAUAGUGGUGAGGGACAAAAAUGACAACACGCCCAAAUUCCAGCAGCCCGGUUACUACGUAGCGGUAAAUGAGCUCACUCCAGUCGGUACCACCAUCUUCACCGGCUUCUCAGGAAGCAACGGAGCCACAGACAUUGACGACGGACCGAAUGGACAGGUUGAAUAUGGCAUUCAGUACAACCCAAAUGACCCGAUGUCGAACAGGACCGUGCGGAUUGCUGGGACUCUGUCUGGUAACAUUGUGUUGGCAGAGAGACUAAAUUAUGAGGAGAGAACUCGAUAUCUAAUUAUAGUCCAGGCCAAUGACCGGGCUCCGUUUCCAGGAAGUCGUCGCACGGCAACCACCACACUAACCCUGGAUGUUUUAGAUGGAGAUGAUUUGGGUCCCGUAUUUCUCCCGUGCGUUCUGGUUAACAACACCCAGGACUGUAACCCCGUCACGUACCGCGUGGCCAUUCCUGAGCUCACAGACCCGAGCAAGCUGAACCCUUUAAAUGUGACUCCUCCUAUUCGUGCCAUAGACCAGGAUAGAAACAUCCAGCCUCCCUCGGACAGACCCGGAAUUUUGUACUUCAUCCUGGUUGGUCAACCAACCGUUUACCCAGAAUUCUUUUCCCUCAACAAGAGCACAGCCGAGCUACGUCUGCUGAAACCAGUGGACAGAGAGCUUUAUCAACGCUUCAAUCUCGUCAUUAAGGCUGAACAGGACAACGGUCACCCUCUCCCUUCAUACGCCAACUUAAACAUUGAAAUCUUGGAUGAGAACAACCAGGCACCAUAUUUCCAGCGACCCUCUUACCAGGGCUUCAUCAGCGAGUCGGCCUCCGUUGGCACCACCAUCUCUGUGAGCGCUAACCUCACAGCCCCGCUGGGCAUCAUAGCACUGGACAAUGACAUUGAGGAGACCAAGGAUCCCCAACUGCAGAUUUCGAUGAAUGAUUACACCUCCAUCUUCACUAUCACAUCUACGGGCAUCACACGGUAUCUCACCCUACUGAAACCAGUGGACAGAGAGAAACAGACCAACUACACCUUCACGCUGUUGGCAUCUGACGGCGUUCAGCUGAGCAGACCCGUGACGGUGGACAUCCUGGUGAUCGAUGCGAACGAUAACUCACCCACCUUUACUCAGGUGUCCUACAGUGUGGAGGUCUUCACGAAUAUGUUGCCCGGAGAGACCGUCUUGCAGCUGUUUGCUCAGGACGCUGACGCCGGUUUAAACGGACUGAUCACGUACUCGAUCCUGGCUGGAGAUCAGGGUGAUUUCAUCAUCAAUAACCGCACAGGUCGAAUCACAUUAGCUCCGGGGGUCACGCUGGUCGUCGGCCGCUCGUACGCUUUGACCGUCAGAGCUUCAGACAAUGCACCUGACCCAGAGAGAAGGAGCUCCAUAACUACAGUCUACAUUGAGGUUUUGCCACCCAACAAUCAGAGUCCUCCACGAUUCCCCCUGCAGACAUACAACCUAGAGAUCAGUGAAGCCAUGAGGAUCGGAGCCAUACUGAUGAACCUGCAGGCUACAGACCGUGAGUUGGAUCCAAUUACCUACCAGAUAGACAGCGGUGACCCGCAGCAGGUCUUUAAUCUCUCACGAACUAUAGGUCUUCUGCUGCUGGCCAAACCUCUGGACAGAGAAACCACUGACCAGUAUCGUCUUAUCGUCACCGCUUCUGAUGGGCAUCCAGGAGGGAUAUCCACCGCCACCGUGAGCAUUGUUGUGACGGACGUAAAUGACAACGACCCAACCUUUGACCUUACUCUACCCAGAAACCUGACAGUGCAGGAGGAACAAGCUAAUGUGUUUGUGGGUCAAGUCAGGGCCACCGAUCCUGACGCGGGACAGAACGGGCAAGUUCGCUACCGGCUGCUCUCCUACGCCUCUCUCUUCACCAUAAACUCCACAGGCACCAUCGUCACGGCGGUACCGUUGGACAGGGAGACGCGGAGCCGGUACGACCUGAUCGUGGAGGCAUCCGAUGGUGCGGUAGACCCGCGUAGGGCCACCAUCACACUUCUAGUGGAGGUGAUGGACAUCAACGACAACAGCCCUGUGUUUUCACAGGCCACGUACACAGUCAACGUCCCCGAAAACACGCCUGCUGGAACCGUCAUACUGAGACUCAGUGCGGUGGAUGCAGAUCUCGUCUCUAAUGUGACCUACAGAAUCAAAACAGAAGCGGCCCGGCAGCUCUUUGCUGUGAACCGGCUGACCGGCGCCGUCUCUGUGCUUCAGGCUCUGGACUUUGAGGACCUAACAGCAGGGAACAGCACGUACACCUUUGAAGUGGAGGCGCUGGAUCACGGCGGAGUCUUGCCACCCGGCACGGCAACAGUCAUCGUUAGGAUCACGGAUAUGAAUGAUUUCACGCCCGUCUUCAGUCAGCAGCUUUACAAAGGGAUGGUUGCUCCAAACGCAGAGAAGGGGACUGUUAUCACUACUGUGUUUGCAGAAGAUCAGGACCCUCCAGGUUCACCCGCCAGUAAAGUGCACUACAGAGUGGAUCAAGAUCUGUCUCCCUACAGCGGCAGUAUCUUUGAUGUUCAGCAGGACACAGGCAGAGUCGUCACCAAAGUCAAUCUGAAUGAGCAGCCCACAGCCGUCUUCAGACUGGUGGUGAUCGCCUAUGAUGAUGGAGAACCGGUGAAGAUGAACAGAACUACGGUGGAAAUUACGGUUCUCCAGCCCUCCAGGAUCCCCAUCUUCACCGAAGAGGAAUACAGGUUCAGCCCGGUGAGCGAGAGCGCACCUGUCGGAACGCCGGUGGGACUUAUUUUGGCGGCAGCUGUCAACACCACAGUCUUUUACUCUAUAGUGGAUGGAAAUCAGGGAGGAGAGUUCACGGUUAAUAACCGCACCGGGAUCAUCUACACAAAUAAAUCACUGGACUAUGAAACGGUGACCAGUUACGUGCUGCGGGUGCAGGCCGACUCCCUCGCCCUCAUACUGGCUAACCUACGCGUUCCCUCCAAAACAAACACAGCGAAGGUUUACAUCGAGGUUCAGGAUGAGAAUGAUCAUCCGCCGGUCUUCUCAAGGUCCCUGUACAUCGGUGGAGUGACAGAAGACACAAAGACUUUCACCACAGUCCUUAAAAUUGUGGCUACAGAUGUUGACACCGGAAACUACAGUAAAAUGGCUUAUAGACUGAUCAUCCCACCUGCGGCUGAGGGCCAGGACAGUUUCAUUAUUGAGACCUACACGGGCAUCAUCAAGAGCGCCAUCAUGUUUAGAAACAUGCGCCGAUCUUACUUCAAGUUUGAGGUCAUCGCCACAGACAACUACGGGCUUGGUCUGAGCAGCAGAGCGGAUGUGGUGGUGUCGGUCGUGAACGCGUUGGACAUGCAGGUUGUGGUCUCAAACGUGCCGCCCACCGUUGUGGAGGAGAAUAAAGAUCAGCUGAUUGCUAUUUUGGAACGCUAUGUGCAAGAUCAGAUCCCCGGUGCUAAAGUGAUAGUGGAGUCGAUCGGCCCCCGUCGACAUGGAGAGGGAUAUGAACUGGAGGACUACACUAAAUCAGAUCUGCAGGUGUACGCCAUCGACCCUCUUACCAACAGAGCCAUCUCCAGACAAGAGCUCUUCAAGUUUCUAGAUGGCAAGAUUCUGGACAUCAAUAAAGAGUUUCAGCCGUACCUGGGCGAGGGCGGGCGGAUUUUGGAGAUCCGUUCUCCUGACAUUGUUGCGACUGUGAAGAAAGCUGCGCAGGCGGUGGGCUACACAGAGGGGGCGCUGUUGGCGCUGGCUAUCAUCAUCAUCCUGUGCUGCAUCCCUGCCAUUUUAAUAGUCAUGGUGACGUAUAAACAAUUCAAAGAGAGGCAGACAGAGUGUGCCAAAACCGCCCGUAUCCAAAUGGCGCUUCCAACCGGGAAGCCGACGGCAAGCGCUCCAACCAAUCUGUACGAGGAACUGGGAGACAGCAGCAUGCGUGGCUUUGGCAGACAGCAGCAGCAGCUGUUAAGACCGUCUCUGCUUCGGCCCGGGGCCCUUUCCAUGGAAUCAGGCAUCGAUCCUGGCCAAGAUUACUAUACCCAAGACUACUAUAGCUACGAUCAAGGAUAUGAUCCGUAUCCACCUUAUGGCAGUCGCAGAAGGCUGAUCACACCCAUGUAUGAUGAGUAUGGAGAGGCCAUCACGGAGGAUGACGGGUAUUAUUUUAGUGGACCAGAGGCUGGCAAAAAGAAGAGGAUCAAACUGGUUUUGGACCGAGAUCAAGACACGACUUCCACGGCGGAGGACAGUGGCUCGGACGUCACCAGUCACAGUAACAUCAACGGAUCGGUAUACCUUGCCCAAAACGGUACCAUCAUCAGAACGCGAAGGCCCCCUUACCCCAACAACUUAAAAAUGGGCUCUCCUGUGCGAUUGGGCAAGCAAUUCAAAAAACUGGAUAAACUGGGUGUCACGCAUGAAGAGCAGUUACCUUUAAAUGGAACAGGAGAUAAUGGGCCCACUCCCAGCAUCACCACAGCUCUUUCUUCUGUUACUGAUCACAACCUCAACUCCAAAGACUGUCGCGUAACGGGCCCUAACAGCAUAGGACCCAAAUCCAACAUCGACAAAGCCCGUUUGCGGCAGCACAGCGGGAACAGUGAGCAGGAGUCCUCGGUGGACAACGGAGGGAUUACAGCGCCCCUCGAGUCUCUCAUGGGUCCAUGUGAGCAAACAUUGACAUCUGAUGAAGAAGAGCUGUGGAUGGGACCUUGGAAUAACUUACACAUACCAAUGACAAAACUCUAAAUUUGGGGUUUACUAAUGUUGUUACCCUUUCUUUUAUAGCCUUUUUGAUGUUUUGUCUGGGUCAAUAACAGGCGAUUGUAAUUCUGUUGUUAUACUUACAUCAAACACCGAAUGUGGUUCUCUUACGUACAUCAUUUUUCAGGGAGAUGGUUAUCAUAUUCCAGUUCUUAUCAUCGGUGAGAGAAAAUUGGUGUGGGAGACAGGGCUAUUCGGUAUGAUUACUUCACCUCGAAAUGUAUAAACCGCGCGAUUAAAAUGAUAAGUUGAUAUUUCACAAACAGACGAUACAGAGAAAAUCUGGCCGAUUUAAGCGUGUCUAUUGCAGGAGAUUGAGGUGUAUCUUUUAAAAUUGAGACAAAAUUGAGAAACGGCUGCUGCGCUGAGUGAUUUCUCACAUUUUUUUAAUGGAUGUAUUUUUACAUUGAAAUAAUAUAUAUAUGGUUGUAAUGGCCCUAAUAUUUUGAGAAGAUUAUUUACAUAGAUCUAUAAAUGUAACCAAGUAUAAAAUAUGUAUUUUGAUAACUUGAACUGUGUUAUAUACAAAACGUUUUUCUUUCUUUUUUUGUCAAAAAAUCUAAUUAAUUUAUCUAGAACAGUGGUUCUCAAACUGGGUCCCCUGGGGGGUCCUGAGAUGGUGCCAGGGGUCCCAGUUUAAUGAUAUUUUAUAAAACACAUGAAUUUAUCAUAAAUGAUGUGUAAACCUCAGAAAGUAAGGCUACUAACCAACAGCACUGAAUUUUGUAAUAUACUAAGUUUUCCUUAAUUUUAAGUUAAGUUUUGUCGUCAUAAUUUUUUUUGGGGGGGGGGCAUUUAGGGAUGCAUCGUACACAAGUUGGGGGCGGGCGCACAUCGAAAAAAAUUGAGAACCACUGAUCUAGAACACGUCUUUUUUUUUCAUUUGGUCAGAUAUUUUAGCUUUGAUUUAUAAUCAGAAAUAAAUGUGUGAACAUGUGCAGGUCAUGCAAACAUGUUUAUUAAUAAAUUGACAUUAAACAAA